AUGGCGAGUGAUAUAAAGUUCGAAGCGCCUGUUGCCCCUAGACUUAUAUUAUGGCUUAUAGACACUCGAUCCCUUUGGCCAGUCACUCCUGAGGCCAGCCCACAUGAUGAAGUCAUGAAGCUUCCAAAAGUCGCCUUUCGGGCAUUCAAACUUCUCUCACAAACUGAAAGAGAAUCUGUACUGAAAUAUCAUCAUCUCAAAGAUGCAAAAAUGAGCCUCGCCUCACAUCUUCUCAAGCAUCUUGUAAUCACUAAAUACCUUGGCGUACCAUGGUCCCGAAGCCAGAUUUCUCGUAGUGUUCAUGGGAAACCGUGCUACUUACAUGAUCCUGCACAAGCUCACAUCGAUUUUAACGUCAGCCAUCAAGCAGGCCUAGUAUCACUAAUUGCGUUGAUUGGAUAUGAUAAGAGCGUUCAGGUCGGAACAGACAUUGUAUGUACGGACGAGAGAAGACGCACAGAUUAUGAGUUUAUUGAUAGGGAGGGGUUCUCUGCUUGGGUUGAUAUAUAUGAAGAUGUAUUUGCGGACUCGGAAUUAAAGCAUCUACGGUCGAGUCUUCGAAACCUGGAAGAUGUUGGAGUCCAUCUCAAGGGGGCAGAAUUGACUGAGCCCGGAAGAAUAGCAUUAUCGGAAUGUCAGCGAAGGAAUGAAAAAGUCAGCUUAGGGAUUGUUACUGCAGAGGGAAUCUCAAGGGAAAUUCAGGUCAAAAGUGACAUCAUAAUUGAGUGUAAGCUAAGACGUUUUUAUGCGCUAUGGUGCGUUAGAGAGGCAUUUAUCAAGAUGACUGGCGAGGCCUUCUUUGCCCCUUGGCUCAAGGAUUUGGAAUUUGUUCAAGUAGAAGCACCCAAACCGAGACCAGAUGUUACCAGCAUAGAGAAUGGAGAUUCGAUAAAAGAUUUUGAGAUAUUUCGCAGAAGUAGCCCUUCAAAAGUUCCCCACAUGGUUAAAAAUGUCAAGAUGAGCUUGGUUGCACUUGGAAAAAAUUUCAUGAUUGCUGGAGCAAUUUGCACGCCAAAUGGUGUGCCAGAAUCAGAUUUUGCAAAAGAAAACUGGCGGUUCUUGGAACUUGAAUCAGAUAUCUUAAGCGUAGCAGAAACAAGUCAAUAA
Molecule: messenger RNA, 1107 nt
Organism: Blumeria graminis f. sp. triticale
Lineage: Eukaryota; Fungi; Ascomycota; Leotiomycetes; Helotiales; Erysiphaceae
Source: the annotation of a GenBank genome assembly